Harmonia axyridis is the source of this 2982-nucleotide messenger RNA. Its product is annotated as mucin-2-like. Lineage: Eukaryota; Metazoa; Arthropoda; Insecta; Coleoptera; Coccinellidae. Bases 1 to 2982 code for a protein of 993 amino acids. The record is from RefSeq and is a predicted model, not a curated record. The transcript has 3 exons.
AUGGCCUCCACUGCGAUCACAAUACCAACUAGCACAGUCGCCCCCACAAGCACAGUCACCACAAGCAGUGUCGCCUCCACUGCGGUCGCAACAAAACGCAGGAGGUCAGAGACUGGAGAUGCAACACCGCCACCCGCAAAAAUCGAAGAUACCAACCAACUGGCACAGUCGCCCCCACAAGCACAGUCACCACAAGUAGUAUGGCCUCCACUGCGAUCACAAUACCAACUAGCACAGUCGCCCCCACAAGCACAGUCACCACAAGCAGUGUGGCCUCCACUGCGGUCGCAAGAAAACGCAGGAGGUCAGAGACUGGAGAUGCAACACCGCCACCCGCAAAAGUGCGGCGAACAAGAUCUAUGGGACCGCCAGUCUCCUGCUUGGAAUCACCAAGAUCGAAGAUACCAACUGGCACAGUCGCCCCCACAAGCACAGUCACCACAAGUAGUAAGGCCUCCACUGCGAUCACAAUACCAACUAGCACAGUCGCCCCCACAAGCACAGUCACCACAAGCAGUGUGGCCUCCACUGCGGUCGCAACAAAACGCAGGAGGUCAGAGACUGGAGAUGCAACACCGCCACCCGCAAAAGUGCGGCGAACAAGAUCUAUGGGACCGCCAGUCUCCUGCUUGGAAUCACCAAGAUCGAAGAUACCAACCAACUGGCACAGUCGCCCCCACAAGCACAGUCACCACAAGUAGUAAGGCCUCCACUGCGAUCACAAUACCAACUAGCACAGUCGCCCCCACAAGCACAGUCACCACAAGCAGUGUGGCCUCCACUGCGGUCGCAAGAAAACGCAGGAGGUCAGAGACUGGAGAUGCAACACCGCCACCCGCAAAAGUGCGGCGAACAAGAUCUAUGGGACCGCCAGUCUCCUGCUUGGAAUCACCAAGAUCGAAGAUACCAACUGGCACAGUCGCCCCCACAAGCACAGUCACCACAAGUAGUAAGGCCUCCACUGCGAUCACAAUACCAACUAGCACAGUCGCCCCCACAAGCACAGUCACCACAAGCAGUGUGGCCUCCACUGCGGUCGCAAGAAAACGCAGGAGGUCAGAGACUGGAGAUGCAACACCGCCACCGGCAAAAGUAAGGAAAAUGGGACCGCCAGUCUCCUGCAUGGAAUCACCAAGAUCGAAGAUACCAACUGGCACAGUCGCCCCCACAAGCACAGUCACCACAAGCAGUGUGGCCUCCACUGCGGUCGCAAGAAAACGCAGGAGGUCAGAGACUGGAGAUGCAACACCGCCACCGGCAAAAGUAAGGAAAAUGGGACCGCCAGUCUCCUGCAUGGAAUCACCAAGAUCGAAGAUACCAACUGGCACAGUCGCCCCCACAAGCACAGUCACCACAAGCAGUGUGGCCUCCACUGCGGUCGCAACAAAACGCAGGAGGUCAGAGACUAGAGAUGCAACACCGCCACCCGCAAAAGUGCGGCGAACAAGAUCUAUGGGACCGCCAGUCUCCUGCUUGGAAUCACCAAGAUCGAAGAUACCAACUGGCACAGUCGCCCCCACAAGCACAGUCACCACAAGUAGUAAGGCCUCCACUGCGAUCACAAUACCAACUAGCACAGUCGCCCCCACAAGCACAGUCACCACAAGCAGUGUGGCCUCCACUGCGGUCGCAAGAAAACGCAGGAGGUCAGAGACUGGAGAUGCAACACCGCCACCGGCAAAAGUAAGGAAAAUGGGACCGCCAGUCUCCUGCAUGGAAUCACCAAGAUCGAAGAUACCAACUGGCACAGUCGCCCCCACAAGCACAGUCACCACAAGCAGUGUGGCCUCCACUGCGGUCGCAAGAAAACGCAGGAGGUCAGAGACUGGAGAUGCAACACCGCCACCGGCAAAAGUAAGGAAAAUGGGACCGCCAGUCUCCUGCAUGGAAUCACCAAGAUCGAAGAUACCAACUGGCACAGUCGCCCCCACAAGCACAGUCACCACAAGCAGUGUGGCCUCCACUGCGGUCGCAACAAAACGCAGGAGGUCAGAGACUGGAGAUGCAACACCGCCACCCGCAAAAGUGCGGCGAACAAGAUCUAUGGGACCGCCAGUCUCCUGCUUGGAAUCACCAAGAUCGAAGAUACCAACUGGCACAGUCGCCCCCACAAGCACAGUCACCACAAGUAGUAUGGCCUCCACUGCGAUCACAAUACCAACUAGCACAGUCGCCCCCACAAGCACAGUCACCACAAGCAGUGUGGCCUCCACUGCGGUCGCAACAAAACGCAGGAGGUCAGAGACUGGAGAUGCAACACCGCCACCCGCAAAAGUGCGGCGAACAAGAUCUAUGGGACCGCCAGUCUCCUGCUUGGAAUCACCAAGAUCGAAGAUACCAACUGGCACAGUCGCCCCCACAAGCACAGUCACCACAAGUAGUAAGGCCUCCACUGCGAUCACAAUACCAACUAGCACAGUCGCCCCCACAAGCACAGUCACCACAAGCAGUGUGGCCUCCACUGCGGUCGCAAGAAAGCGCAGGAGGCCAGAGACUGCGGAUGCAACACCGCCACCGGCAAAAAUAAGGAAAAUGGGACCGCCAGUCUCCUGCUGGGAAUCACCAAGAUCGAAGAUACCAACUGGCACAGUCGCCCCCACAAGCACAGUCACCACAAGUAGUGUGGCCUCCACUGCGGUCACAAGAAAGCGCAGGAGGCCAGAAACUGCGGAUGCAACACCGCCACCGGCAAAAGUAAGGAAAAUGGGACCGCCAGUCUCCUGCUUGGAAUCACCAAGAUCGAAGAUACCAACUGGCACAGUCGCCCCCACAAGCACGGUCACCACAAGCAGUGUGGCCUCCACUGCGGUCGCAAGAAAACGCAGGAGGUCAGAGAGUGGAGAUGCAACACCGCCACCCGCAAAAUAUAGUGUAACGAGAGAGUGCCCUACGCCACUGCCUUUUUCUGGAACAGACCCGAAGCGUCCAGGCAAAGCUAGAACGAUCAAGUGCCUUCUAGAGAGAGAUGCCAGUAGUUUUUAA